Molecule: messenger RNA, 1839 nt
Organism: Mollisia scopiformis
Lineage: Eukaryota; Fungi; Ascomycota; Leotiomycetes; Helotiales; Mollisiaceae
Product: 3-hydroxyacyl-CoA dehydrogenase-like protein
Exons: 2
Coding region: 1-1839 (612 amino acids)
Biological process (GO): fatty acid metabolic process
Molecular function (GO): NAD+ binding; oxidoreductase activity, acting on the CH-OH group of donors, NAD or NADP as acceptor
Source: RefSeq, a predicted model, not a curated record
AUGGCACCAACCCUCUCCUCCAUCAAAGGUCGCCCAGUUGCCGUCCUCGGUGGAGGCGUCCUAGGUCGAAGAAUUGCAUGUGUAUGGGCAGCAGGAGGCUGGGAUGUCAUAAUCCGCGACCCCUCCUCUGAGCAACGAAACGCCGCUCUUCACUACAUCGACAACAAUGUCUCCUCUUACGCCAGAACCACUGACGCUACUCCUGGAAGAACAUCAGCUUUUGAAAGGCUUCCCGAGUCUGUCAAAGAGGCGUGGACAGUAAUUGAAGCUGUCCCCGAGAAUUUGUCUUUGAAAAUCAACACUUUUGCUGAAUUGGAGAAAUACGCUCCGAAAGAUGCUAUUCUGGUGAGCAAUUCGAGUAGUUAUAAGAGUAGCGAGAUGUUGGAGAAGGUGGGGGAGGAGACGAAGAAGAGGAUCAUGAAUACUCACUACAUGAUGCCGCCUGAUAAUCGAAUUGUGGAGCUCAUGACUGAUGGACAGACGGAGGAGGAACUGAUUCCGUUUUAUGCUGAGAGGUUGAGGGAGGUGGGGAUGCAUCCUAUUGUUGCUAAGAAGGAAAGUACUGGGUUUGUGUUCAAUCGUGUUUGGGCUGCGAUCAAGAGAGAGUGUUUGUCGAUUUUGGCAGAGGAUGUCAGUGACGCAGAACAGCUGGAUCAAGUGUUUAUGGAUAUGUUUCAUUCUCCAGCGGGCCCGUGUGCAAUGAUGGAUGCUGUGGGCUUGGAUACAGUGGCUUUCAUUGAGGAGCAUUACAUCAAAGAGAGGGGUCUCAAUGGCGAUAAGACAGUGGACUUCUUGAAGAAGAACUUCUUGGAUAAAGGAAAAUUGGGUGCCAAGAGUGGAAAGGGGGGACUUCUGCCUCCAGGACAUACCACUAAGACAACAGGCGAGAAACGGAGUAAUCACGACCAACUCUCAGCACCUUCUCUAUAUUUUCUCAACAUUGGUCUCAAUUCACUCUCGGAUACACUGCACAGUGGUCGCAUCGUAGUAGGGUCACCUGAUGGGCGCAACUUGCGCACUAUCGUAUCAGGUCAGACCCUUCCCGACGGUCUUGACAUCUCACUCAAGACUGGUCGAAUUUAUUGGACCAACAUGGGCGUACCAAGCUCCAAUGAUGGAAUUGUUCAAUCCUGCAAAUUGGACGGCAGCGAUGUAAAGACUGUGAUCCCGAGAGGAAACGUUCACACCCCAAAGCAAUUGAUUAUCGACCAAAGGAACGACAAGUUGUAUUUUUGUGAUCGAGAAGGACUCCGUGUCAUGAGAUGUAACUUCGAUGGCUCCGAUCAUGAGAUCCUCAUCCAGAACGGGGAUUUCAACAACGAGAACGAUGCAGCAGAUCAGAUGAACUGGUGCGUUGGUAUAAGUGUGAAUCAGAAGGAAGGAAAAUUCUACUGGACGCAGAAAGGUCUUUCCAAAGGAGGAAAGGGAAGGAUCUUCAGAGCUAGUAUCGAGAUGCCAAAAGGUGAAAAUGCCUCUUCUCGAAGUGACAUCGAGACUCUCUUCACUGGUCUUCCAGAACCAAUUGAUCUUGAGAUCGACGAAGAUACUCAGACACUGUUUUGGACAGACAGAGGAGAUCCACCCAUGGGUAACAGCUUGAAUAGUGUCAAGCUUGAGAAUUUGAGAAGUUUGAAGGACGGAGACAAGAACCCCAAUUACGAGGUCUUGACGAGACAGUUGCACGAAGCAAUUGGGUUGAAAUUGGAUCAAGUGAACAAGCAUGUUUACUUGACGGACUUAGGUGGAUCUGUGUACAGAGUUGGAAUGGAUGGGAAAAAUAAGAAGAAAGUGUACGACGAAGAAGCGGCGUUCUCGGGUAUCGGGUUGGCUCAUGUAUAG